GUUUCCUGUUUCCAUUUUCCUGCGGCAAAAUAGUCAGCUUACGGUGUGUAAAAACUAUUUCUAUUUUACAGCAAACAAUUAUUUCUUAACUUUAAUACCAUCAAAAAUAAAAAGGUAAGUAGUUUCAUUUUAUUAUAAAUUUUGAUUUGCGAUCGCAUCAUACAAAAACCUCGUUUUGACUGAGCGUCUAACAUUUGUUUUUUAUUUUCCAAUCCUCUCUAUGCGUGACAUUUACAACAACCUAUUAAGACUGUGGAUAAAACGAAUAAUUAUUUAUGACUAACGAUAUCCAUUGCAAGUAUUGUAAUGUCUGUUGGAUUGUUUUUUUUUUUUUAAAAAGAUCCUUUUGCGAAACAGAAUAUAAUGUAGGGCAUUGGUUUACAAGAUUAUGUUUAGUUGAGUAAACCUAGUCCAUAUUAUUAUGAACAUUUCAUACGAAUUCCUUACAAAUUUAAAUAUUUUUAACUGCAAAGUGGAUUUACAUAUUUUUGGCAGGAAAUGAAUGAAAAUAGAAAUGGUGAAUCCUCUGAAAGAGAGACAGAGGAAAACGAACGUGAGCAGAUAUCCAGAGAAAAAAUUGCCUGUAGCAAACAAGCUAGAAGUGAUUCAUCAGACUCCAAGUCUGAACACGAACAUGCAAAGUCUCAUAGGGAAGGUCGAAGGAAUAGGGAUGAUUCAAAAAAGGAAAAAGAUCGUAGACGUCAUCAUCGCAGAAGACGAUCUCGAUCCCACUCUCGGCAUCGUCACAAGAGAUCAAGACAUCAUGGUUCACAUAAAUCGAAGUAUAGACAUCACCGAGAGUCGUCUUCUCGCCACUCAACUUCAAAACACCGACGCCGGAGGUCAAGAUCAAAGACAAGAUCUAGAUCUAGAUCGAGAACUCCAAGUCCUCCAAGAAUGAUUGAAAGAAGAGAGGAAUCUCCUAGAAUAAAACGAGAACCUCUACGGAUUAAAGCUAUGGAAGAAAGAAUGAAAAUGCUGAGAGAGCAGGCGGAACAAAUAACUGGCGUUGAAGUACCAAAGUAUUAUAAUCCAACGGCAGUGAAUCCUCUCAAAGUAGCUGAAAUUGAAAAAAAGAAGAAACUUCUAUGGGGUAAAAAAGAAAAGGUACCCGAAACAAAGAUAGCAGAGCCUGAAGCAAUUCAGGCUCAUGGAGAAUCAGUUUGGGCUUCCGCUCAAUUCUCUGAUAAUUCUUGUCAAGAGAAGUUUAGAAAAUUAAUGGGUAUGAAAGGAGAAAUGCAAACGCCCAAGAGCGAGACCUCUAAUAAACAAACGGAAUUAUUCAAUAAUUUGGAUAAGGAAUAUGCCUUGGCGAGAAUGAGUACUCAUACUCAUCGUGGAGUUGGUUUAGGAUUUGCAUCCUAUGCAUGCGACAGUUCUAAAAAAGAUGACUGAAUAAUUAAUUUAAAGAAAAACGAUUUUGUUUAUUUAAUACUAAAUUUAUACUUUAGUUUUUUUUCGCGUGUUCUCUUAAAAUUCACGCAGGAUUAUUCCAUUACACGACCUAUUCUAAAGAGAAAGCAGUGCGACAUCUUACACAUUUAAAUCAUUUAUUGUUCUUUUCGUUUACAUUUUAUACUGUUUUUCUUUCAUUAAAUUUAUCAAGUGUUAAUACUGUAACAUAAGUUGAACGUUUGUUAAAUAAACUGAGAAUUAUGGAAACAAUACAAAUGCAAGAAGAGAACUAUUACCCAAG
Messenger RNA from Dimorphilus gyrociliatus, 1696 nucleotides. Lineage: Eukaryota; Metazoa; Annelida; Polychaeta; Dinophilidae. The record is from the annotation of a GenBank genome assembly.